GAGCGCGCUUCUCGCGCGGUCAAGUGCAUGAGGCUGUUAUUUCACGACUGAAGCUUAUUGAUUCGAUGAAGAUGGCGAUGUGUGCGGCGCUCCGAUGCGUUUCGGCAAACUUUUCGGCAGCAUUGCCCCUGCUCACGAGACCUGCACGUAUCUGGACGUGCCAAAAUUCGCUACGGCCAAACGUUUUAAGGACGCUUUCCACGAGCUCGCGGCUCUCGGGAGCUCUGAAGUUCACAGACAAACACGAAUGGGUGAGAGUGGAGGGGAGUGUGGGCACGGUUGGCAUCAGCAACUUUGCUCAGGAAGCGUUAGGUGAUGUGGUAUACUGUGGGCUUCCAGAAGUGGGAACAAAGCUUGAACAAAUGGAGGAGUUCGGUGCUUUAGAAAGCGUCAAAGCUGCUAGUGAGUUGUAUUCUCCACUGACUGGAGAAGUGACCGAAAUCAACACAAAUCUGACAGAUAACCCGGGACUAGUAAAUAAAGCCUGCUAUGAAGAUGGAUGGUUAAUUAAGAUGACCAUAGAGAAACCUGCAGAACUUGACCAACUCAUGGAUGAAGCUGCUUAUGAAAAAUUCAUAAAAUCCCUCGAUUCAUAAAGACCUUCGUUAUUUGUUAUUAUUGAUCGUUCAGACAGAGCCUUUAAGGAUUCCCUAAAAUUAGUACUAAUACAACUCUUUGAAAUCUAUUUAUUUAGAUUUUAUAAUUUUCUUUUCCACCAAAAUAAUCUUUUGUAAUGUGCUAGUUUAACACAAUCAUGUAUUUUGGAGUCAAAAGCCAAAUAUUUCGAGGUGCUUUACAUGGACUCAAACAAAGACAGGGCUGGUUCUGCUGAUUGUCUUAUAGUAUAUUUGUUAAUAUAAUGUGCGUGACAUUGACGUAACAUGACAUGGAAUAAAAUCAAAAGUGUAACUA
This is a messenger RNA of Carassius auratus (goldfish), 912 nucleotides long. Its product is annotated as glycine cleavage system H protein, mitochondrial-like. Gene Ontology annotation, biological process: glycine decarboxylation via glycine cleavage system; protein lipoylation. The coding region runs from base 66 to 596 and encodes 176 amino acids. The record is from RefSeq and is a predicted model, not a curated record. The transcript is spliced from 5 exons. Lineage: Eukaryota; Metazoa; Chordata; Actinopteri; Cypriniformes; Cyprinidae. Gene Ontology annotation, cellular component: glycine cleavage complex; mitochondrion; cytoplasm.